This is a messenger RNA of Cannabis sativa, 435 nucleotides long. RefSeq lists its product as uncharacterized. The transcript has a single exon. The record is from RefSeq and is a predicted model, not a curated record. NCBI's taxonomy places the organism in Eukaryota, Viridiplantae, Streptophyta, Magnoliopsida, Rosales, Cannabaceae. The coding region runs from base 1 to 435 and encodes 144 amino acids.
AUGCAAGAAGCUAAAAGCAUCAUUACUCCUAUGCAAUAUGGUUUGACACUCUCCAAGUUUGGUAGUGAUCCUGUUCAAGAUCCAACACAGUACAAAUCUGUUGUAGGAGCAUUGCAGUAUGCCACUAUAACUAGACCAGAAAUUGCAUUUUCAGUCAACAAAGUUUCACAGUUCAUGCAAUCCCCUUUGGAAGCUCAUUGGAUUGUUGUAAAAAGAAUUUUCAGAUACCUUCCUGGCACUAUUGACUAUGGAAUUCAUCUAACAAAGUGCAAUGAUUUUCAUAUCGAGGCAUUUUGUGAUGUUGAUUGGGCGUCCGAUCCUGAUGAUAGACGCUCAACCAGUGAAUAUUGUAUGUUUCUUAGAUCGAACUUAGUUGCUUGGAAGUCUAAAAAGCAACAAACAAUUUCCAAGUCAUCAACAGAAGAUGAAUUUUGA